Messenger RNA from Rhipicephalus sanguineus (brown dog tick), 1584 nucleotides. RefSeq lists its product as uncharacterized. The coding region runs from base 174 to 800 and encodes 208 amino acids. Lineage: Eukaryota; Metazoa; Arthropoda; Arachnida; Ixodida; Ixodidae. The record is from RefSeq and is a predicted model, not a curated record. The transcript has a single exon.
CUGGCUUUUGGCCGUGCCGCCCGCGAGCGCCGCACGCUAGCGAGCCGCCGCCGCGCGUCGUCGGCUUCCCCUGUCGGGGCGCUGGCUAAGCCUAACGAAGCUUUUCAUCCUGCGGCCCCUCGCGAUGCGAAGAUCUACGCGACCGAGUUGAGCGAAACGCAGCGCGGGGAGGCAUGCCUAGGGGAAAACCCAGAGGACGCCGCGAGACCGGCGACGUCGUGAAAUGGCAGAUCAUCGAGCUCUGGGAAGCGGGCGUGAAGAACAAGAGCGAGAUCGCGCGCCGUCUCCACCUGUCGUGGACGGCCGUCAACCUCUGGGUGCAGCGCUGGGAGAGCGAGGGUCACCUGAAUGUGCGGCCCCGCUCGGGCCGGCCGCGCACCACUUCGGGCGACGACGAUACCACCGUAAACACGUACACGGCCUUCUACGGCGCCGGCGGAGCGACCAAGCCGGCCGUUCAGGUCAAGCUAGAGCGGCCGGACGAAAGGCUUUCGGCGCACCACCACCCUCCGUCGUUCGCGGCCGCCGCUGCUGCGGCUAGUGGUGGUGGCACCGAGCAAUCGGCCGCCAACGGUCCGUUGCCGCUGCUUCCACUGCGUCAACUGACGGAUCCCACUUGCUUCGCGAACCAUCAGAGCGCCUUUAAGAGAAGCUUCGAGACGAACGGCGGUGACCCGCACCAUCCGGCGGAACGGCACGAGGAAGUAGUCGGUCUCGAUCCUCCGCCGCCGCAAAGACUCAGCCUGGCCACUCAGACGGACGGCAGCAGCACGACGCCGCCCUCUGAGGUGGCCGGAUAGCCGAUGCUCGCCCGUGAUGGACUGAAAAUACUUUAUUUAUUGUAGUCCUAAACUACAGCGAGAGUGAUCGGCGCAUCUCAUCCAGCCUUGGGGCUGGGACUGAUUUGGGGAAGCGCGCGCGGCCUCUCAUCAUCGCUUGUGUUUUUACAGAAGCGAUACUUUUUUUUUUUUCGCAGACCGGACGUGCGGCGUGUUUGCGGAAGCGGCGCAAUCUCCUGAAUUGAACUGGACGUGUGUGGAUGUAUGCACGUAGACAUUCCAAAGCGCGGAAAAGAGAGGCGCUUGUUCCUGGUCGUGUCAAAUGCCCGUAGGCUAGUAUUAUAUCAACACGCAUCUAAUUGAAGUGUAAAUAUGCAAGGAUGGUGUGAAACACUUUAUACAGAUUCGUGGGUUUUAUUGUACUUGUCGUGGUCAGCGGCAGCUAAUCGUUUUAUCAACCGCCGCUCUCUUGGCCAGAAGAGUUACCGCUUUUCCGAGAUUUUGGUGGGCUGCACGCUCUUUUGCGACUUUUUCGACUGCAGUACUUUCGAGGCUCUCGCGCUGCUUAUAUUGUAGAGUGUAACGAGCAUGUUUUUACUCAUGUUCCCCUGGUCUCGUAUGCGUAGUUUAUUACUAGAAGCCCGGUGAUUUUAAUAUAUUUAUGACGCAUUGUGAAAUGAAACAUGAACGUGAUCUUUCGGUCUGCUCCGCGCCAUAUUUGCCACGCAAAUAUAUGAGCGAUGUGCAGAUCACUGUCAAUCGUGCAAACUUGAAAGCAUUGUAAUAAACAUAGUGGAGUGGCGAA